AUCAUAAUUUAUUUUCAAAGAGUGAUAUUGAUUGGUAAUUUGGUAAUGUAUGAGACUUGAGAGGGACUGUUUCUUAUUCAACCUGGUACACCCCGCUGGUUAAGGGCAUUUCUGACAUUUCAGGUGCUCCACCGUGGCAUUUCUGACUGUUUCUUAUUCCUUCCCUUCUUCCCCAGUUGUCUUCUCCAUGAAGAAGAAGCGGAAAAACUAGACACAACAAAUAAACCGGCAAUUCAAGCAAGCAUAAAAAAAAGCAAGCAAACCUUCUCCCUCUCUCUCUCUCCUUCUCCUCUCUCUCUCUCUCUCUCAAGCAACACUGAAAGCCUGAAACCAAAGGAAGCAAGCAAUACCAUACCUGUGCAAUGUUCCAUUUCGUCACUCCAGGGUUAAAAUGUGUUGGCGCUUCGUGAUUUUCUGAUUUGUUAGGGGACUAAGAGCUGCUUCUUGGCCCCUGGCAGAUGACUUGCAAUUGGAUGCUGUUUCUUAAGGGAAGAUAAUGAGCGGAAAACUCCACUGCCCAUUUCUUGGGGUUUCACUACACAGCUCUUUAAAUGGUAGAAACAAUGGAAAAUUCAUUUGUUGGGACAGAGGGCGUACGGGAAAAAGGGCUGCUCGCAGGUGUGUAUGUGAAAAGCAGAACUAUUGGAUUACUCAAGCGAUUAAGGUUUCACAUUUUUGGGGAAAAAAUGUGGAGUUAUUAAGGAGAACCUUCGAGCUAAAAAAUGGGAUGAAGGUGCAAUGUGUUAAAGAGCCCUUUUCUCAAAGCAAGGCUCUGACGUGGUCUUUGUCUCAUCUGUUGGAAGAGGGGUUGCUUUUAAUUAGGUGCUCUGUAUUUUUGGCCACCAUAUCCGGUGUAUGCUUAUUGGUAUGGUAUGGGCAAUUAAAAGCCAAGGGUUUCAUUGAAGCCAAGCUUUUGCCUUCUGUUUGUUCAGUACUCAGUGAAUAUAUUCAGCGUGAAGUUGUUUUUGGUAAGGUUCGGAGGUUAUCGCCUUUGAGCGUCACACUGGACUCUUGUUCAAUUGGGCCUCAUAAUGAGGAAUUUUCUUGUGGUGAGGUCCCAUCUAUGAAACUUCGGCUUCGUCCUUUUGCAAGUCUGAGGAGGGGAAGGAUUGUGGUUGAUGCAGUUUUGUUGCAUCCGACGGUCUUGGUUGCACAGAAGAAGGAUUAUUCUUGGUUAGGGAUACCCUCAAAUGAAGGUGGUCUACAGAGGCACUUAUCUAACGAAGAGGGAAUUGAUCAUCGAACCAAAAUCCGAAGGCUUGCUCGAGAAGCAGCAGCUGCUUGCUGGGAAAGAGAAAGAGAUGAAGCGGCAAAAAAAGCUGCAGAGAUGGGUUACAUUGUUACUGACAAGGGUUCUAGUCCUGCAAAUGUAAAUGACUCGAAGGAAGGUGAUAGCCAUUCAGUAGAUUUAACAAGUUCUGAGUCAUUUCCGUGCAUGGAUGAAAAGAUGUACUGGAGGGAUCAUUGCAUGGACACAGGUGUUGAUUAUGAAAUAAAGCAUGCAGAUUUGGAGAAAUCGUUGGGUGUCAAAAUUCCUGGGUUAGGGCUUAAAUUUUGGUCCAGAUUGAUAAGGGGGCCUAAAAAGCACAAAUUUAAAAGGAAGGGUUAUGGGAGUGAUAUCUCUACUUCCGGUAUUACUGCCAAAAGAAGAAUUCUCGGGUACAGUGCAGCAAGGGCACUUGCAUAUUUUCAGGAUCUAUUUCAUCAGAAGUCUGAGCCUUCACAGUCAUCUGGAGGUUAUGAUGUGAUGAACUUUGACACCUAUUUGUUCAACAAUGUGGCUGAUACUAAUGCUGACGCUUCUAUCACAAGUACUGGUGAAAAAACUGUAAGUGACGAUAACCACAAUGGAAAACAUUAUGGAGAUUCAGCAGACCAUCCUCUUAAAGAAAAUGAGAACGUCAACAGUCAUUUAAGUAGUUCUAAUUUCAUAGAAGAUCUACUUCCUAUGACUUUAGAUAGGUCUACUGGAGAUGGGACAUCCGGUAAAACUUUCCCAUCCGCUGAAAAUGUUGCAGGAGCUAAUACCAAAAGUGGUAACGUAAAAGAGGAUUUUGGAGUUGAUGAUGUAAAUAAGCAUACCGGUGAUGAGAUAUCGGAGGGGCAAAGUGGUCAGAUGUCGCAGAAUUCAAAUUUUGCUACAUACGAUCAAGUUCCUAUCUGGCCCCUAAGCCUGAAAUUAGGCUUGUCCUCCUUGUCUAGGUAUGCAGCAGAGCCAUUAGCCUUUCUCUCUGGACCCAUUCAAAAGCUGAUGUCUAUGGGCCCCAGAGUUGAAGAUAUUGUUGCAGAACUUGUUGACGGGGUCGGUGUUGUGCAGUCUGAAGGCUUUGAGAAGAUACUUCCAGUUACACUAGAUUCUGUUCAUUUCAAAGGAGGAACAUUGAUGCUGCUUGCAUAUGGCGAUAGGGAACCUCGAGAGAUGGAGAAUGUCGAUGGACAUGUGAAGUUUCAAAAUCUCUAUGGUCGGGCUCACGUUCAAGUUAGUGGAAACUGUAAGAUGUGGAGAUCUGAAAACAUAUCUGAAGAUGGUGGCUGGUUGUCUACGGAUGUUUUUGUUGACAUUGUUGAACAGAAAUGGCAUGCCAACUUAAAAGUUGCCAACUUGUUUGUUCCGCUUUUUGAAAGGAUAUUAGAAAUUCCAAUAAUUUGGUCCAAAGGAAGAGCCACUGGUGAGGUUCACUUGUGCAUGUCAAAUGGAGAAACAUUUCCAAAUCUUCAUGGACAGCUUGAUGUGACAGGGUUGGCUUUUCAAACAAUUGAUGCGCCAUCAUCAUUUUCUGAUAUUUCAGCAAGCUUAUGUUUCCGUGGCCAACAAAUAUUCCUACACAAUGCAAGUGGCUGGUUUGGUGAUAUUCCCUUGGAAGCUUCUGGAGAUUUUGGCAUUCAUCCUGAGGAAGGAGAGUUUCAUCUUAUGUGUCAGGUUUCUUGCGUGGAAGUAAAUUCCUUGAUGAAAACUUUCAAAAUGAAACCUCUCUUGUUUCCGCUGGCUGGUUCAGUGACUGCUGUGUUUAACUGUCAAGGUCCACUGGAUGCACCUAUAUUUGUGGGAAGUGGAAUGGUCUCUAGAAGGAUAUCUCAUCCAGUUGCUGAUUUUCCUCCGUCCUCUGCAUGUGAAGCAGUUUUGGAAAGUAAGGAAGCUGGUGCAGUAGCAGCAAUUGAUCGUGUACCAUUUUCCUGCUUAUCGGCCAAUUUCACUUAUAACACUGAGAGCUGUGUUGUUGAUUUGUAUGGAAUAAGAGCUAGCCUUGUAGAUGGUGGUGAAAUUCGAGGGGCAGGGAAUGCUUGGAUUUGCCCAGAGGGUGAGGUUGAUGAUACAUCAAUGGAUGUGAAUUUCUCUGGAAGUUUGUGUUUUGAUAAAAUUCUGCAUCGAUAUAUACCUGGGUACCUUCAACUAAUGCCACUCAAGUUAGGGGCUUUAAAUGGAGAGACAAAAAUUUCUGGUUCGCUGUUGAGACCGAGGUGUGACAUUAAAUGGACAGCUCCAAAAGCUGAAGGGUCCUUUAGUGAUGCUCGAGGAGAUAUCAUAAUCUCACAUGAUUCCAUUACUGUUAAUUCUUCAUCUGCUGCUUUUGAUUUGUCUUCGAAAGUUCAAACAUCUUACACUGACGAAGUAUGCUUGCACAGAAGUGAUGGUUAUGCAAAGAAUGCAAUGCCAUUUGUUGUUGAGGGAAUUGAAUUGGAUUUGCGUAUGCAUAAUUUUGAGUUUUUUAACUGGGUAUCUCCUUAUCCUUUCGAUUCUCCAAAACCUAUGCAUUUGAAAGCAACAGGCAAGAUCAAGUUUCAAGGCAAGGUGUUAAAGCCUUGUAGUGUUAAUAAUGGACAAGAUUUUGGUCUAGAGAGAAAUAAUUUACCUGUGGAGAUGACAGAUAAAGAAAAGACAGAGAGCCUUGUUGGAGAGGUUUCGAUUUCAGGUCUUAGAUUGAAUCAGUUGAUGUUGGCGCCUCAGUUGGCUGGAUCAUUGAGUUUGUCCCGUGAGUAUGUCAAGUUGGAUGCCACUGGUAGGCCAGAUGAAAGUCUUGUAGUGGAGUUUGUUGGGCCCUUGAAGCCUAAUAGUGAGGAUAAUUCUCAAAGCGGGAAGUUGGUAUCUUUUUUACUUCAAAAGGGGCAACUAAAAGCAAACAUCUGCUUCCAGCCAUUUCAUUCUGCUAACUUGGAGAUACGCCAGUUACCACUGGAUGAGUUGGAGUUGGCAUCACUCCGUGGAACAAUACAGAAGGCAGAAAUUCAACUUAAUCUUCAGAAACGAAGAGGUCAUGGGCUGCUAUCUAUACUUCGGCCGAAAUUCAGUGGAGUGCUAGGUGAAGCCCUUGAUGUCGCUGCUAGAUGGAGUGGAGAUGUUAUCACUAUUGAGAAAACAGUCCUGGAGCAAAGCAAUAGCCGUUAUGAGCUUCAGGGUGAAUAUGUGUUGCCGGGCUCGCGAGACUGCAACCCUGCUGGAAAGGAAAAGGGUGGCUUCUUGGAAAGGGCAAUGGCUGGGCAUCUGGGAAGUGCCAUAUCUUCUGUGGGGAGGUGGAGAAUGAGAAUGGAAGUUCCUAGAGCUGAGGUUGCUGAGAUGCUUCCCCUAGCGAGACUCAUUUCUCGAAGUACAGAUCCUGCUGUUCAUUCUAGGUCAAAGGAUCUCUUUAUUCAGAGUUUGCAGUCAGUGGGAUUAUAUACUGAAAGUCUUAAAGAGCUACUGGAGGUUAUACAGGGACAUUAUGCUUCAUCAAAUGAAGUUAUUGUAGAAGACUUAAAUCUUCCAGGUUUAACUGAGCUUAGAGGUAGCUGGCAUGGCUGUCUUGAUGCAAGUGGUGGUGGCAAUGGGGAUACCAUGGCAGAAUUUGAUUUUCAUGGCGAGGAUUGGGAGUGGGGUACAUACAAAACUCAGCGAGUUCUGGCAGUUGGUGCAUACAGCAAUGAUGAUGGUUUGCGCCUGGAAAAGAUGUUUAUUCAGAAGGAUAAUGCUACAAUACAUGCAGAUGGGACUUUGUUAGGGCCCAAAACGAAUCUUCACUUUGCUGUUCUAAAUUUUCCUGUUAGUCUAGUUCCUCCAGUGAUUCAGGUGAUUGAAUCUUCUGCUACUGAUGUGGUUCAAUCUUUACGGAAAUUUUUAGCACCAAUUAGAGGUAUAUUGCACAUGGAAGGUGAUCUCAGAGGGAAUCUUGCAAAACCAGAAUGCGAUGUGCAAGUAAGGCUCCUGGAUGGUGCCAUUGGGGGCAUUGAUCUUGAACGAGCUGAAGUUGUUGCUUCUCUAACCUCAACCAGUCGUUUUCUGUUCAAUGCAAAAUUUGAACCAAUCAUCCGAAUUGGGCAUGUUCACAUUCAAGGAAGUGUUCCUGUUAAUUUUGUUCAGAAUAACAUGUCAGAGGAAGAAGAUUCAGAAAAAGAUAAAGGUCGAGCAAGUUUGGAAGGUCGGGUGAAGGAAAGAGGUAGGGGAUCUGUACAUGAUGUCAGUGAAAAGAAACUUUCAAGAGAGCGAAAUGAAGAAGGUUGGAAUACUCGAUUAGCAGAAGGCCUCAAAGGUUUAAACUGGAACCUACUAGAUGUAGGGGAAGUCAGAAUAGAUGUUGAUAUUGAAGAUGGGGGCAUGAUGCUGUUAACUGCCCUAUCUCCUUAUGCUAAAUGGCUUCAGGGUGAUGCUGCCGUGAUGCUUCAGGUAAGAGGCACAGUUGAACAACCAGUACUGGAUGGAUAUGCAUCAUUCCACAGGGCAUCAAUUUCCUCACCAGUUCUCUGGAAACCACUGUCAAACUUCAGUGGCAUAGUUCAUGUGAAAUCGAAUAGGUUAUGCAUCACUUCAUUGGAGGGUAGGGUAAGCAGAAGGGGAAAACUGUUUGUAAAAGGAAACCUGCCCCUUAGAACCAGUGAAGCAUACCUUGGAGAUAAAAUCGACUUGAAAUGUGAAGUUCUGGAAGUACGGGCAAAGUAUAUUCGUAGUGCCCAGGUUGACACUCAGAUGCAGAUAACUGGUUCUAUAUUGCAACCAAACAUCUCUGGAAAUAUUAAAUUGAGCCAUGGUGAAGCAUAUCUACCACAUGAUAAGGGUAGUGAGGCGGCUUCUAAUAGAUUGGCAUCAAAUGAGUCUAGGCUUAUGGCUACUGGUGUUGAUCGGGCAGUUGCCUCAAGGUAUGUAUCACGGUUUUUCAGUUCACAACCUGCUGCUUCGAGGACAAAAUUCUCUCAACCCUCAGUUGAACCAGGUGAAAAGGAGACGGAGCAAGUGAACAUUAAACCGAACGUAGAUAUUCAGCUUACUGAUUUAAAGCUUGCUCUAGGACCAGAGUUGAGAGUAGUUUAUCCUCCAAUUCUCAAUUUCGCAGUUAGUGGAGAGCUUGAUUUAAAUGGCCCAGCUCAUCCCAAAUUGAUACAACCUAGAGGCGUCUUAACUUUUGAGAAUGGUGAUGUAAAUCUUUUGGCAACUCAGGUGAGGCUCAAAAAAGAGCAUCUAAAUAUUGCGAAAUUUGAGCCCGGAAUUGGACUAGAUCCUAUGCUAGAUUUAGUUCUGGUAGGUUCUGAGUGGCAAUUCAGGAUUCAAAGUCGAGCCAGCAACUGGCAGGACAAAUUGGUGGUGACCUCAACUAGCUCUGUGGAACAGGAUGCCCUCUCUCCUACUGAGGCUGCUAGAGUCUUCGAAAGUCAAUUGGCGGCGUCCAUCUUGGAAAACAAUGGGCAGCUCGCAUUCCAAAAGCUUGCAACUACAACACUGGAAAAACUAAUGCCGAGAAUAGAAGGGCAAGGAGAGUUUGGGCAGGCAAGGUGGACGCUAGUGUAUGCACCGCAGAUCCCUAGUUUGCUCUCUGUUGAUCCUACGGUGGAUCCUCUCAAAUCCAUAGCCAGCAAUAUUUCAUUUUGUACAGAAGUUGAAGUCCAAUUCGGGAAACGUCUUCAGGCCUCGAUUGUUAGGCAAAUGAAGGACUCAGAGAUGGCAACGCAAUGGACCUUGACCUACCAUCUUACGAGCCGCCUGCGGGUUCUCCUGCAGUCUGCUCCGUCAAAUCGCCUCCUUUUCGAAUAUUCUGCCACGUCUCAGGAUUAGUCUGCUACCCUUUUUUCUUCCUUUUGAUGUAUCAUUAUUCUUUGCUCAAAAUUGAAUGAGCUCCUUUGUAAGUUGUGCGCCAUCACUAUGUAAAUAGUUCAAUAUUUUAUCAAUGAAAGAAAAUCACCAGUUCUAAGUUUCCAACACUCUA
This is a messenger RNA of Malus domestica (apple), 7166 nucleotides long. Its product is annotated as protein TIC236, chloroplastic. Gene Ontology annotation, biological process: protein secretion. The record is from RefSeq and is a predicted model, not a curated record. Gene Ontology annotation, cellular component: plasma membrane. NCBI's taxonomy places the organism in Eukaryota, Viridiplantae, Streptophyta, Magnoliopsida, Rosales, Rosaceae.